CAACCAAGCUCUAUCUCAAAACAAUCAACAAACGGCGAGGUUCUCAGAACGUCUCACGCUACCAAUUGUUAUCGAAUUAAUACUGUACAGAAUUGUAUUUCUCUAUCUCGUAGCAAUGCCUUCUGUAAGUGAUGCGGAUCAGCUGGACCGCAACAGAUCUGUGGCAAAAGACCUGCUUCAACGGAAAGAUGAAAUGGAAGCAGAACUGAAGGGUUUGCAUGAGGCAUUGAGAGCACACGGUGUUGGUAUGUCAGAAUCUCUAGUGGACAACGAAGGAUUUCCGCGUGUUGAUUUGGAAAUACAUCAGAUCCGAAUUCUGCGCAAUGCAAUCGCGCGAUCAACAACGGAUAUAAAGCAAAUAAUGUCAGAUCUAGAAAAAGCGAUUCACGACUUGCACAGUGAAGCCAAAAUAACAUCCGCCAUCAACACACAGGAUGGAGCUGGGCGUACAUUACGUGCCACUGCAGAUAACAAUACCCAUAUUACCUCACAAACGGAAGUGACUGUAUCUGACAUGAGUGCGCUCGAGCCGUUUCUAUCAGUAACAAGUGUGGCCGAGUCGUCCCCUGCUGACGCAGCUGGUUUGAUGAAAGGUGAUGAGAUACUCAAGAUGGGAUCUGCUAAUGCACAGAACUUCCGGAGUCUACAGGAUAUCUCCGAUCUGAUAAACAACAGGGAGAAUAGAGGCGUGGAUAUUGCUGUUCUGCGAAAUGACGAGCGUCUGCAACUAUAUCUCACGCCGAAAAAAUGGAGCGGUCGCGGUCUCCUGGGUUGCCACAUUGUCCCAAAGUCUUUGUAGCGCUUAGAGAUCCGUGCAAACAACAGAGGGAAGAAUUCACAAUCGAUCGUUCCCUCGUCCUUAAAUAUGUUGGGUGCUUGCUACAGCAGGCUCUAGACCAAUCAAAAGCCGCCGAUUAUAUGAGAAUGUUUGUUUAAAGGGUUCAACCAAUCGCUCGGAACAUAAUCAACCUACCUAUCACAAUUAACAUCUCGUGCUGUAUAGAGGGAUGAAGCAUGCAAUUAAUCUGGCGAUUAAGGUUUUGUACCGGAGUCUUGAUGAACAGUCGGGAGUCGCUUUUAAUAUGAUGUGAUCACCUUUUUAUUUCCAUACAAGCAAGCGAGUACAACACGCCAGGUGUUUGAAGCAUAUGAACGACGCCAACACACUUGACCGCAUUUUUCUUUUGUUUCUGAUCUGUGUGCAGAACAACAAAGAUUCUAUUAUUUUCUAUCUAGUCCGCAGUUGUGUUUUACAUAAGAUUGCAACGAGUGGAAGUAUCCAGAGUGCGACAUGCUGCUCACGGUAUAGAUUCGCGAUAUGUCAGAUUGCGCUGGACGACUUGCUUUUUGAUCAAAAUGAGCACCAGGGUCUGUGCCUCAGAAUUCACAGCUUGGUUUGGGUGCAUGAGUUGGUUUCCCUCACUGCGUUCUUGUAUAUCUGCGAGUAUAGGGCUUCCACAUACGGACAUCGCAUAUAUAUAAAGGUAUCCUGGUCUCUCUUGAAGGCGUAAGGAGGAUAUUAAAAUACAGUUAGCUCUAUUACUCGGAUAAAAAGUUUUUAAACUC
This is a messenger RNA of Sphaeroforma arctica JP610, 1566 nucleotides long. RefSeq lists its product as hypothetical. Gene Ontology annotation, biological process: proteasome regulatory particle assembly. Bases 116 to 799 code for a protein of 227 amino acids. NCBI's taxonomy places the organism in Eukaryota, Ichthyosporea, Ichthyophonida. Gene Ontology annotation, cellular component: nucleus; cytoplasm. The transcript is spliced from 5 exons. Gene Ontology annotation, molecular function: protein binding. The record is from RefSeq and is a predicted model, not a curated record.